CCCAGGUCCCAUUGCCCAGCCUACUAACGGCUGCUGCAUGAGAGCAGUGGGGCUCGACGGCGCCGCUGCCCGGCUUCCAUGGCCACGCACGGGAAGCUGCGUCGGGAGCGGGGGCCGCAGGCCGAGUAUGAGACGCAAGUAAAAGAGAUGCGCUGGCAGCUGAGUGAGCAAUUGCGCUGCCUGGAGCUGCAGGGUGAGCUGCGGCGGGAGCUGCUGCAGGAGCUGGCUGAGUUCAUGCGGCGCCGUGCCGAGGUGGAGCUGGAGUACUCCCGAGGCCUGGAAAAGCUGGUAGAGCGCUUCUCCAGCAGAGGAGGACGCCUGGGGGGCAGCCGGGAGCACCAAAGCUUCCGAAAGGAGCCUUCUCUCCUGUCGUCCUUGCACUGCUGGGCUGUGUUGCUGCAACAGACGCGGCAGCAGAGCCGGGACAGCGCAGCCCUCAGUGAGGUGCUGGCUGGGCCCUUGGCCCAACGCCUGAGUCACAUUGCGGAGGAUGUGGGGCGCAUAGUCAAGAAGAGUAAGGAUCUGGAGCAGCAGCUGCAGGAGGAGCUCCUGGAGGUGGUGUCAGAGCUUCAGACGGCCAAGAAGACGUACCAGGUAUACCACACAGAGAGCAUGAAUGCCGAGGCCAAGCUCCGGGAAGCUGAGCGGCAGGAGGAGAAGCGGGCCGGCCGGAGUGCUGCUGCUGCUGCCACAGCCACCACCAGCACGGAGGCGGGGCCCCUCCGCAAGUCCUCCCUCAAGAAGGGAUCACGGCUGGUGGAGAAGCGUCAGGCCAAGUUCUUGGAGCACAAACUCAAGUGUACGAAGGCGCGCAAUGAGUAUCUGCUCAGCCUGGCCAGUGUCAACGCUGCCGUCAGCAACUACUACUUGCAUGAUGUCUUGGACCUCAUGGACUGCUGUGACACCGGGUUCCACUUGGCCUUGGGGCAGGUUUUCCGGAGUUACACAGCUGCCGAGAGCCGCACCCAAGCCUCCCAAAUGCAGGGCCUGGGCAGCCUGGAAGAGGCAGUGGAGGCCCUAGAUCCUCCAGGGGACAAGGCCAAGGUGCUGGAGGUGCAUGCAGUUGCCUUCUGUCCCCCGCUUCGUUUUGACUACCAGCCCCACGAAGGCGAUGAGGUGGCUGACAUCCGGGUCGAGGUGGAGCUGCGGGAUGAGAUUCUACCCAGAGCCCAGAAUAUCCAGAGCCGCCUAGACCGACAGACAAUAGAGACAGAGGAGGUGAACAAGACACUGAAGGCUACACUGCAGGCCCUGCUGGAGGUGAUGGCACUGGAAGAUGGGGAAGUGGUCGACUCUUUCCAGGCCAGUCCCUCCACUGAGUCCCUCAAGUCCACCAACUCGGACCCAGGUGCUCGGCAGGCUGGCCGCAGGAGGGGCCAGCAGCAGGAGACCGAGACCUUCUACAUCACGAAGCUACAGGAGUAUCUGAGUGGACGGAGCAUCCUCGCCAAGCUGCAGGCCAAGCAUGAGAAACUGCAGGAGGCCAUUCAGCGAGGUGACAAGGAGGAACAGGAGGUGUCAUGGGCCCAGUACACACAGAGAAAAUUCCAGAAGAGCCGCCAUGCCCGCCCCAGCUCCCAGUAUAACCAGAAACUCUUCGGGGGAGAUAUGGAGAAGUUUAUCCAGAGCUCAGGCCAGCCCGUGCCCCUGGUGGUGGAGAGCUGUAUCCGCUUCAUCAACCUCAACGGCCUACAGCAUGAGGGCAUCUUCCGAGUGUCGGGUGCUCAGCCCCGGAUCUCAGAGAUACGCGACGCUUUCGAAAGAGGGGAGGACCCGCUGGUGGAGGGCUGCACAGCCCGUGACCUGGACUCGGUGGCGGGAGUGCUGAAGCUCUACUUUCGGAGCCUGGAUCCCCCACUCUUCUCCUCAGACCUGUUCACAGAGCUUCUGGCUUCUGCUGAGCUGGAGGCCACGGAAGAGCGGGUGGAGCUUGUGAGCCGCCUUCUGGCACAGCUGCCGGGACCGGUGCUGGUGGUCCUGCGUUACCUCUUCACCUUCCUCAACCACCUGGCCCAGUAUAGUGAUGAGAACAUGAUGGACCCGUACAACCUGGCCGUAUGCUUUGGGCCGACACUGCUGCCUGUGCCCGCUGGGCAGGACCCUGUGGCCUUGCAGGCCCGGGUGAACCAGCUGGUGCAGACGCUCAUCGUGCAGCCUGCUCGGGUUUUCCCGUCCCUGACCCUGCUGCCAGGCCCUGUCUAUGAGAAGUGCAUGGCGCCGCCUUCUGCCAGCUGCCUGGGGGACACCCAGGUGGAGGGCCUGGCAGGGGACAACGAGCCGGAGCUGGAAGCUGGGACCCUGGCCCAGGAAGAUGGUGAGGUCCUAGAGGGCGUUGUGGAGGCCGUGGCCUGCUUUGCCUACACAGGCCGCACAGCCAAGGAGCUAAGCUUCCAGCGUGGGGAUGUGCUGCGGCUGCAUGAGCGGGCCUCCAGCGACUGGUGGUGGGGCGAGUGUGCUGGCAACCGGGGACUCAUUCCCCACAAGUACAUCACGUUGCCUGGGGGAGCAGAGAAGCCAUCGGUGGGCCAGGGGCUGCAGGCUGCAGGGGAGCUGGUGAGCAGUCCAGAGGGCCUCCUGGCCAUGGAAUUUUUCCAUCGGCCAGAGCCAUGCACCUCACCCGGGGGCCCUUCUGGGCACAGACGGCACUUCGUGGUCCCAACCUCCCCAGACCGACAUGUGGAGGUGGAUAAGGCUGUGGCACAGACCAUGGACUCGGUGUUUAAGGAGCUCUUGGGCAAAGCUGCUGUCCGUCAGGGCCUUGGGCCAGCAUCGACCAGCUCUCCUGGCCCCGGGCCCCGUAGCCCGAGGCUUCCAGGCUGCAGCCGCCUCGGCAAGCACAAAGGCUUCUCCCGCAGCCCUGGGGCCCCAACCUCACCCUCAACGUCCCACCCCCAGGGCCCGGACUCACCCCUCAAGCCACACUGAGGUGCUGCUGGCUCCUCAGCGGUCCCCCCACCCUAGGGGAUCACUGGCAAGACUCUACCCUUCCCAGGCCCUUUGCUUCUCCCUGCCCUGUCCAGCCCUGUCCAGCAAGCACUGAACACCUGCUCCUGACCCUCUGCAGAGAGAAGGACAUGGCCGACCAAACAAGCCCCUGCCUGCCCCAGCCCUGGCUUGGGCCCUUUUAGGAGGCAGCCAAAGAGGGAGGCUGGGGGCAAGCCCCUCCCUGGCUUUUCUGUGAGGGCUGUCGGGUGGUGUGUGCCCUUGCUCAGGGGAGCAUGCCUGUCAGUACCCAGGCCCAUCUCUGCUUCAGCCAAGGACGUGAGACUGGCAGGGCUUGGCAGCAUCCAUAAAGACUGACCCCUGACAUGAGCCAGUUCUCUUGUGUUGGUGGACUGGGCAGGUGGGUGCAGGGCCAACCCCCUGGUGCCCCUACUGUUUGAGGCCAGAUGCCAGGGUGUUCAACAAAGGGGGAAGGUUGGGCAGCCGGAAUAGCCUCUGCGGGCAGCGGGAGAGACUUGGCAUAGGGCUGUGUGGGCUGGGGACUUGUACAUUUGAAGGCUCAGUCACCUGCAUCAUGGGUUCCAGAGUCACA
This is a messenger RNA of Phyllostomus discolor (pale spear-nosed bat), 3535 nucleotides long. It is a transcript of the gene ARHGAP4, whose product is annotated as Rho GTPase activating protein 4. The record is from RefSeq and is a predicted model, not a curated record. Gene Ontology annotation, cellular component: cytoplasm. Gene Ontology annotation, biological process: signal transduction; negative regulation of cell migration. Lineage: Eukaryota; Metazoa; Chordata; Mammalia; Chiroptera; Phyllostomidae. Gene Ontology annotation, molecular function: protein binding. Bases 79 to 2925 code for a protein of 948 amino acids. The transcript is spliced from 22 exons.